AUGGAUCCUUUAUUCAACACCACCGUGAUGCCACGGACCCCCGACUCUAACGACACUAACGGAACCGAGUACUGGAACCAGUUUGUGCAGCCAGUCUGGAGAAUUGUUCCCUGGGCGAUCGCGUACAGUUGCAUAGUAAUAGUGUCCGUGGUGGGCAAUCUUGUAGUGAUUUGGAUUAUCAUGGCGCAUAAACGCAUGAGGACUGUGACCAACUAUUUUUUGCUCAACCUUGCGUUUGCUGAAGCCUCCAUGUCCGCAUUCAACACAGUGAUCAACUUCACCUACGCCGUGCACAACGAGUGGUACUUUGGAUUAGUCUACUGCCGCUUCCAUAACUUCUUCCCGAUCGCAGCUGUCUUCGCCAGCAUCUACUCCAUGACUGCCAUCGCCCUGGAUAGAUACAUGGCCAUCAUUCACCCUCUGCGGCAGCGUAUGUCCUCCACAGAGACCAAGGUGGUGGUGGGGGUGAUCUGGGUGCUCGCCUUGCUCCUGGCCUUCCCUCAGUACUACUACUCUACCACGCACCAGCUCCCCGACCGCAUCGUGUGCUACAUCAACUGGCCUGAAUACCCCGUGUGUGACUUCAAAAAGAUGUACUAUGUGUGUGUGGCAAUUCUACUCUACUUCCUUCCACUGCUGGUGAUGGGUUGUGCUUAUUUGGUGGUGGGACUGACCCUCUGGGCAAGCGAGAUCCCUGGAGACUCUUCUGACCGGUACAAGGAGCAACUGAUCGCCAAACGCAAGGUGGUGAAGAUGAUGAUCGUGGUCGUUUGUACCUUUGCCAUCUGCUGGCUGCCCUAUCACGUCUACUUCCUCCUUCAUCAGUUCUUUCCUGACAUGUUUGAGGAGAGAUUCAUCCAGCAGGUUUACCUGGCCAUCAUGUGGCUCGCCAUGAGCUCCACCAUGUACAACCCAAUCAUCUACUGCUGCCUCAAUGAAAGGUUUCGGGCUGGUUUCAAACAAGCCUUCCGCUGCUGUCCCUGUGUGCCUCAAGGCUCUUAUGAAGAACUGGAACUCAAAUCCACUCGCUAUCUUCAGACCCAGACAAGUGUUUACAAGGCCAGCCGGAUGGAAACAACAGUGUCGACAGUUCUUCAGGUUGAGGAGGAUAUGGAGCAGUCCAGUGUCAAGGUGAUGGGAGCUUCUGGUCUUGGCGGGGCUGCGAUCAGAGCCAGACCACAUAGCUCCUCUCUAGAUCUCACUUCAAAUGGGUCAUCAUCAAGAAGUGUCUCCAAAACGGUCUCGGAGACAUCCAGUUUCUACUCUAGCAACCUUCAAGAAUAG
Molecule: messenger RNA, 1284 nt
Organism: Cheilinus undulatus (humphead wrasse)
Lineage: Eukaryota; Metazoa; Chordata; Actinopteri; Labriformes; Labridae
Gene: tacr1a
Product: tachykinin receptor 1a
Exons: 5
Coding region: 1-1284 (427 amino acids)
Biological process (GO): G protein-coupled receptor signaling pathway; positive regulation of flagellated sperm motility
Cellular component (GO): plasma membrane; sperm midpiece
Molecular function (GO): substance P receptor activity
Source: RefSeq, a predicted model, not a curated record